UUACAUUCAACGUGUUCAACCACAACCACUCCAUUUAGAUACAAAGAAGAAAAAAACUCAGACAAUGAUAAAAUAGAGACAGGAGAAGAAGCUUUCAGAAAUUCAUCAAUGGCAAUAACAACAUCAGCAACUCAGACAGCUAAUUUACUAAAUUUCAAAUCUACUCUCUCCCAUUCUACUCCCCGAUUCUCUACAUUCUCAAAUCCAUGCAGAAAACCCCUCAGAAUCGUUGCCAUGGCAUCCAAUAAGAAGGUAAACAAAUAUGAUUCAACAUGGAAAAAACAAUGGUUUGGAGCAGGAUUAUUUGCAGAAGGAAGUGAAGUACUAGAAGUUGAUGUAUUUAAGAAGAUAGAAAAGAAGAAAUUAUUAAGUAAUGUUGAGAAAUCUGGUUUAUUAUCUAAAGCUGAAGAAUUAGGGAUUACAUUAUCAUCAGUUGAGAAACUUGGUUUAUUAUCAAAAGCUGAAGAAUUUGGAUUACUAAGUUUACUAGAGAAUGUUAUUAGUCUUUCACCUGCGCUACUAGCAUCACUUUCACUUCCAUUAUUUGUUGCUGCGAUUUCAGUGAUUGUGUUAGUUCCUGAUGAUUCUACGGCUCUUGUUGUUGCUCAAGAUUUGAUUGCUGGUUUGUUUGUAGUUGGUUCCGUUGGGUUGUUGGGUGGUUCCGUUGUUUUGGAUGGAUUGCAAGAAGCUGAUUAAUUAAUGUAAUAUAGGUGAUAUUUCUACUUAAUUAAUUUCUUUUACUGUUUUUUGUAUAAGAACAUACAUAUAUGGAUUUUGUCUAUCUUUUGCGCGUGGUUGUGAAAGGUUUUGGAAUCAAAAUCUUGCAUGAGUGCGUCGCGCUGGUGGUGCCUUUGUUCUGUGUAACUAAACAUAUAUACAUUGUUGGUUGUUGCUAGCUA
Molecule: messenger RNA, 899 nt
Organism: Papaver somniferum (opium poppy)
Lineage: Eukaryota; Viridiplantae; Streptophyta; Magnoliopsida; Ranunculales; Papaveraceae
Exons: 2
Coding region: 109-696 (195 amino acids)
Source: RefSeq, a predicted model, not a curated record